This is a messenger RNA of Numida meleagris (helmeted guineafowl), 1011 nucleotides long. It is a transcript of the gene HPCA, whose product is annotated as hippocalcin. Bases 118 to 699 code for a protein of 193 amino acids. The transcript is spliced from 4 exons. The record is from RefSeq and is a predicted model, not a curated record. Lineage: Eukaryota; Metazoa; Chordata; Aves; Galliformes; Numididae. Gene Ontology annotation, molecular function: calcium ion binding.
CCGGAGGGCGCUCCCCGUUGGCGCACAGCGGCGGCGUUGGAGGCUCUUCCCCGGGCAGCACUCAGGGACCCGAGCAGGGCCAGGUGCUCAUCCCGUGGGGUCCGUGCGCCCAGCAGCAUGGGGAAGCAGAACAGCAAGCUGCGCCCCGAGAUGCUCCAGGACCUGCGGGAAAACACCGAGUUCUCCGACCUGGAGCUGCAGGGCUGGUACAAGGGCUUCCUGAAGGACUGUCCCUCGGGCAUCCUCAACGUGGAGGAGUUCAAGAAGAUCUACGCCAACUUCUUCCCCUAUGGCGAUGCCUCCAAGUUCGCCGAGCACGUCUUCCGCACCUUCGACACCAACGGCGACGGCACCAUCGACUUCCGAGAGUUCAUCAUCGCGCUGAGCGUCACCUCCCGCGGGAAGCUGGAGCAGAAGCUCAUGUGGGCCUUCAGCAUGUACGACCUGGAUGGCAACGGCUACAUCAGCCGGGAGGAGAUGCUGGAGAUUGUGCAGGCCAUCUACAAAAUGGUCUCCUCUGUCAUGAAUAUGCCUGAAGAUGAAUCGACUCCGGAGAAAAGAACGGAAAAAAUCUUCCGACAGAUGGAUACUAAUAACGACGGCAAGCUGUCCCUGGAGGAGUUCAUCAAAGGUGCCAAGAGCGAUCCAUCCAUCGUGCGCCUGCUGCAGUGUGACCCCAGCGGUACCGGGCAGCUCUGAGCUCCCCACAGCCCCCACUGCCCCCUCCUGCCACCACCACUCGCCCCUGCCAUCCCCACCUCCACAUCCCCAUGGGGAGAGCACCAGGGGUGCAGAGCAGCACAGCAGAACCACCGCUGCUCCUCUGAUGGGCACAGGGACACGGCCCAGGGGAUGAACUACGGUUGCUCACAGCCCCCCCAGCACCCCCAGCAUGCAGACACUGCCACGCCAGCCUCUUCCCCAUGGCCAGAGUGUAUGUGGGGCCAUGGGGAAGGGCUGCGCUUUCAGUCUUUUAAUACCUGCAAAAUAAAGUGUGUGUCAGUGCAGACA